This is a messenger RNA of Protopolystoma xenopodis, 645 nucleotides long. Lineage: Eukaryota; Metazoa; Platyhelminthes; Monogenea; Polystomatidea; Polystomatidae. The record is from the annotation of a GenBank genome assembly.
AUGUUCAAAAGGUCAGUCGAUUUCCUAUCAUCCCGGCCAAAUCGCUCAAGCACCUCAUGGACGCAUCAGAUUCAAGACCCCUCAAUCGACUUAUAUUUGCCUAUAUUUACGCUGCUUGAGCUCGUCUUCUACGACGGCUGGCUUAAAAUAGCGCAAGCCUUGGUCAAUCCAUUUGGCACAGAAGACUCCGACUUCGACUUAGUCGCACUGUCAGAGCGAAAUUAUCUCAUCGGUCUCUGGUUCACCAGUCUGACCAACUCCAGAUAUUUGGAGCCAGCUGUGAUAGAGCAUCAAUGCUUCGGUUGGACUGGGUUAAAGCGACCAUCAUUUUCCAGACAAACGACUACUUCCUCAAUGAGUAGAUUCGAUAAGUCAAACAAAAGCGAUGUAGUCCUCGAUUCUGGUCACGUUGAUGUGGAGACCGAUGGCAUAAAGCAAGAGUCUCAAACAGAAGACGACCAGAGUGAUUUUACCUAUAUUUCAAAAGAACCGGAUGAAAUCUACCAACUACCAGCUAGCCUGAGUUCGUUAAGAAGAUCGGAAUCAAAGUAUUUUUUAGCUGGAUCAAUAGCCCGGCUGACUAAAGAAGCCGAAUCGCGCCAACAUCAGUCACGGGCCGAACUCGGCCAUGGUGCAAUUAACUAG